GUAGAGCCAGGUCUUGGGGACGUGUCCCCGAGUCUCCAAGGUGACGGGUCAUAAUAAAUGCGCGGGACCCUGUCUUCCGGCCCCCAGAUCUCAGCCGGCUGCUUAAUGAGGCCGGGCAAAGGAUCCUAACGUCCGAAGCCCUGCUAUCAGAAAUACACAAUCAACUGGUGACUGAAAGGAAACUUUGUUUCCCAACAUCCAUUCCCGCUAUGUACGGGCCAGGUCACAAAUUGAUUUAGAACUGGAAGAGGAAACAGAGAUCAAGAGAGGGGAGGAGACUUUUCCUAAGGUCCCAUAUGCACGGGGGAUACCAAUUGGAAUUCCUAUGAAACGACAAUGAUGCAUGUGUACACUCCUAAACGAAUAGAAGUUCCUGACCCAAUUCGUCAUAGUGAUUUCAAAAGGUUAGGAUAUUCAUACAAGCUCAAUGAUCCUAUCGGCAACCAAACGGUAUACAAUGAACAGUAUGAUUGGAAACCAUACUCUAGAGAAGAAAUGAUAAAUACUGCAACAUCUUUGGGAGGUGUCAUCAAUAGGCCCCAUCCUAGCAAGGAAUUUAUGAUCUGGAAACUACCUCGACAAUUUUCAAAUACGCAAUCAGACUGUUCUUCUCCAUGGAGAAUUCCUGCUACAAUCAAAGAAAUCCAUAAAGCAAUAGCAGAUCAGUAUACCUCUAGUUUCCGAGAAGACUACUUGGACAAAUCAAAAUUAAUAAAACUGAAACAAACUAUGCAAGUGCCUCUUGAUUGGAAAAAAUUACUUCCUCGGCGUCUAGAAACUGAGUUUCGGCGUAAUUUCCAAGUCCCAGUGAAGAUACCUGAAUUACGAGACUUGACUUUCAGAUAUGGAUGUAAUGCAUCAUUACCAAUUGCUGCUUAUGGACCUGUUCCUUCUGUUCUGCUUAGUCACAUUUGGAACCAAGAACAUUCAAAGAAACAGAGUACAUAUGAAAGACAUUAUGGAAAAGAGUACUUAGAUUUUGUAAUGAUUUUGAAUUCUCUCAGUGAAACUGAAAUCAAGAAAUACCUUGAUAAAGUUCCAGAGCAUGAAAGAAAAAUUCUUCAGAACUUCAUUAAUGAAAAUUACAAUAGUGGCAACAAGCAUAAAUAAGUAAGUUUAGCCAAUGUCUGUGGAUAUCAACCUGGUGCUUAAGGAACAGAUUCAUACUUCUGUCAAUAUUGGAAAAUAAUAAGAUGGUUUUUAAUGUGAA
Messenger RNA from Phascolarctos cinereus (koala), 1210 nucleotides. It is a transcript of the gene TEX26, whose product is annotated as testis expressed 26. The record is from RefSeq and is a predicted model, not a curated record. Gene Ontology annotation, cellular component: cytoplasm. Lineage: Eukaryota; Metazoa; Chordata; Mammalia; Diprotodontia; Phascolarctidae.